Myodes glareolus (Bank vole) is the source of this 3748-nucleotide messenger RNA. It is a transcript of the gene Klhl40, whose product is annotated as kelch like family member 40. Gene Ontology annotation, cellular component: A band; I band. Lineage: Eukaryota; Metazoa; Chordata; Mammalia; Rodentia; Cricetidae. Gene Ontology annotation, molecular function: protein binding. The record is from RefSeq and is a predicted model, not a curated record. Gene Ontology annotation, biological process: skeletal muscle fiber development; negative regulation of proteasomal ubiquitin-dependent protein catabolic process; negative regulation of protein ubiquitination.
CUGUACGUCAUGUGCAGGAGGCCAAGCGGCUCCUCUUACAGGGUCCAGACAAUCCUCUAUAUAUAGCCCAGCGGAGACAGCUGCGCAGUCAGAGCGCGACCCCACAGGACAGCAGAAGUGUGCAGAACAGUCCUUGACCACACAGACUUGCUGCGUUCCAGGGAGCCGCACCAUGACGCUGGGCUUGGAGCAGGCGGAGGAGCAGCGGCUGUACCAGCAGACACUCCUUCAGGACGGCCUCAAGGACAUGCUGGACCACGGCAAGUUCCUGGACUGCGUGGUGCGCGUGGGCGAGCGCGAGUUCCCGUGCCACCGCCUGGUACUGGCGGCCUGCAGCCCCUACUUCCGCGCGCGCUUCCUGGCCGAGCCCGACGGCGCGGGAGAGCUGCGCCUGGAGGAGGUGUCGCCCGACGUGGUGUCCCAGGUGCUGCACUACCUGUACACGUCGGAGAUCGCGCUGGACGAGGCAAACGUGCAGGACCUGUUCGCAGCGGCGCACCGAUUCCAGAUUCCAUCCAUCUUCACCAUCUGCGUGUCGUUCCUGCAGAAGCGCCUGUGCUUGGCCAAUUGCCUGGCUGUCUUCCGCCUCGGCCUCUUACUGGACUGCGCGCGCCUGGCGGUGUCGGCGCGCGACUUCAUCUGCUCGCGCUUCCCGCUGGUGGCGCGCGACAACGACUUCCUGGGGCUCUCGGCUGACGAGCUGAUCGCCAUCAUUUCCAGCGACGGCCUCAACGUAGAGAAGGAGGAGGCGGUGUUCGAGGCGGUGAUGCGCUGGGCCGGCAGCGGCGAUGCCGAGGCACAGGCGGAGCGCCAGCGGGCGCUGCCUACGGUCUUCGAGAGCAUUCGCUGCCGCCUGCUACCUCGCGCCUUCCUGGAGAGCCGCGUGGAACGCCACCCUCUUGUGCGCGCCCAGCCCGAGCUGCUGCGCAAGGUUCAGAUGGUGAAGGACGCGCACGAGGGCCGCCUCACUACACUGCGCAAGAAGAAGAAGGAGAAGGGCCAGGAAACAGCCCAGACCAAGGAGGCCAACCAGGGCGCAGCAGACGCCAAGGCUGGGGACGAUGAGGAGCGAGUGCUGCCUGGGAUCCUCAAUGAUACCCUGCGCUUCGGAAUGUUCCUGCAAGACCUUAUCUUCAUGAUCAGUGAGGAGGGUGCGGUGGCCUACGACCCAGCCGCCAAUGAGUGCUACUGUGCCUCCCUGUCCACCCAGAUUCCCAAGAACCAUGUCAGCCUGGUGACCAAGGAGAACCAGAUCUUUGUGGCCGGUGGCCUCUUCUACAAUGAGGACAACAAAGAGGACCCUAUGAGUGCUUACUUUCUGCAGUUUGACCACUUGGACUCUGAGUGGCUGGGGAUGCCACCACUGCCCUCACCACGCUGCCUCUUCGGCCUGGGGGAGGCUCUCAACGCCAUCUAUGUGGUCGGCGGCCGGGAGCUCAAGGACGCCGAGGACAGCCUGGACUCAGUCCUGUGCUACGACAGGCUGUCAUUCAAAUGGGGCGAAUCGGACCCACUGCCCUAUGCAGUGUAUGGCCACACAGUGCUUUCCCACAUGGACCUCAUCUACGUCAUUGGCGGCAAAGGCAAGGACAGGAAAUGUCUAAAGACGAUGUGUGUCUACGACCCCAAGAAGUUUGAGUGGAAGGAGCUGGCACCCAUGCAGACAGCCCGCUCGCUCUUCGGGGCCACUGUUCACGAUGGCCGCAUCUUUGUGGCUGCAGGGGUGACAGACACAGGGCUUACCAGCUCCGCGGAGGUGUACAGCAUUGCAGACAACAAGUGGUCCUCCUUCGAGGCCUUCCCACAGGAGCGCAGCUCACUCAGCCUGGUCAGCUUAGCUGGCACUCUCUAUGCCCUGGGUGGCUUUGCCACUCUGGAGACCGAGUCUGGAGAGCUGGUCCCCACGGAGCUCAAUGACAUAUGGAGGUUCAACGAGGAUGAGAAGAAGUGGGAGGGGGUCCUGCGGGAGAUCGCCUAUGCAGCCGGUGCCACCUUCCUCCCCGUACGCCUCAACGUGCUUCGCCUGACCAAGAUGUGACCAGGGCAGGGCCCUAACUGAGCCUCUUUCCUAUCCCGUGGCCUCACAACAAAUACCUUGCGGGAUCCAGAAAGGACCUGGGAGAGGGCGGUAUGAGCCAGACAGGCUUCUCUGGUCAAGAAAGGGAUUGAGGCACUUCUCCCUGUCUCCUCAAGGACUGCGAAGCCAGGCAGGCAUCCCAGGCUGUGUUCUGGCUCUGUCCAGGUUGGCUGUGUGUGCCUGUUUUGUCUCCUAAGGGACUCUCUCUGUGCCCGUCAGGUGGGAGCGUCUCGGUCAGUGGCACCUCCUGGUGCUAACACAGACCUCCGUUGGGAAGCUCGGGGACAGUCAAUGAACUAUCUACUGAGCAUCUAAGCCACAGGUGCACACAGCUACCACAGAGUCAGUGUUCACAGGGCUGGACUAUACCAAUGCUAGGCUGUCGAUGUGGCUGUCCUGCCCUCACAGGACACGGCAUCAUUCCCCCAAAGCCUGGAACCGUCAGCUCCCUGCCCAGAGAGGACAAGAAGCCAGUAGAACACUAUGGUAGAAAAGUCUUUUAUUCUAUCGGUCAGGCCUCAGGGCCUGGGCCUGGGGCCCAGAAGCAGCUGAGCAGAACCCAGACCUCUGUCCCCGGCCUCUACUCCAGCUUCUCUUUGUCCUUCUGCUCCUCUUCCUCCAACGCCAAGGUCCGCUCACGCUCCUUCACCAGCUGGACACCACAGUAAGUGACAAACAAGAUGGCCAGUGUGGUCUGAGGGAAGCCUGUGGAGGAGGAGCCAUGCUAGGGUGCUGCGUAUGCAUUGGGUAGAUCAUGUGGGGUGGGGCGCAUCCUGUGUCCCCCCCCCCCCGUCCCUUACCUGUGAGUAGCAGGCGUCGGGCGACCAGCUCUGUGAACUCAAGGCUGUUGAGACUCACAAGGUUGUACAUGAUGAUAGCCCAGAAGUUUACAGCCCCGCAGAGGGCCCGGACCCUCCGAGACAUCUGCUCGGAUAGCCGGGCCUGCCGUCCAAGAAUGUGUCGACGAGAGGGCCAGGAGAGAGGGACAUGGUCAGUCAGCAUCACUCACUCCAGCCCAGAGGAACCAGAGCCAGGCCUUGCCACUCAGAAGCUAGGGAGACCCAGGUUUGCACCGGGUGACGCUCCUACCCUGGCAGGCGGGACAGGUUUAGGGAGAACUUCCUGGACCAGGGACCAAGUGUGCCUGGUGACCCCAGAAAGCAGCAGUGCCACUGCCUCCUGUGACCUAACUGAUCCCAGCCAAUCCCAGCCCUGGAUCUUCCUGCCUACCUCGAUUUGUGCCAGCGGCCCACACUCUGCCAGCUUCUGCACCCAGAGCUCAAAAUUGAGGCCGAAGCAGUUAAGAACAGACCACAGGUAGACGAUGUCACAAGGCCCAAGCCACAGAGUAGUGACGACAAAUGUGGCCACGGAGGCGGCCAGCUCCGGGAUCACGGCGGAAUGAUCCCCACCGAUGUGGUCAUACACGUACCUGCAGAAAAGACGGGAGGAGGGGACCGCAGGAAUGUGGGGACAGACACAUUCGUUCUGCACAGCAGGGUGGCACGUGGUACAUCAAACUCUGGGGAUCACGUGCCUGCAUUUCCUCUGCCCAGCUUCAAACUGUGGAAGGGCAGACUCGGACUUUCGUAUCUGUGGCUUGAAUUGUCUAGUCCCCAGUUCUGUCUCCUUCAGACCCUAGCUUUUCUAAACAGUCUGUGGAUGACCCAA